This is a messenger RNA of Clupea harengus (Atlantic herring), 1657 nucleotides long. Its product is annotated as calpain-5-like. The transcript is spliced from 9 exons. The record is from RefSeq and is a predicted model, not a curated record. Gene Ontology annotation, molecular function: calcium-dependent cysteine-type endopeptidase activity. The coding region runs from base 27 to 1232 and encodes 401 amino acids. Gene Ontology annotation, cellular component: cytoplasm. Lineage: Eukaryota; Metazoa; Chordata; Actinopteri; Clupeiformes; Clupeidae. Gene Ontology annotation, biological process: proteolysis.
CGUCUCCUCAUGAGAUAGAGGCCCGUAUGCCGUGCGGUCUGGUCAAAGGUCACGCCUACUCCGUUACCAUGGUGAAGCGGGUGCGUGUGGGCCACGGGCUGCUGGCGUUCUUUAAGAACGAGGUGGUUCCACUCCUGCGCAUGAGGAACCCCUGGGGGCAGCACGAGUGGAAGGGGGCCUGGAGCGACAGCUCAGAGGAGUGGGCAAAGAUCGGUGACACGGAGCGGGGCAACCUGGGACUCACCGUGGAGGACGACGGCGAGUUUUGGAUGUCUUUGGAGGACUUCUGCCGCUAUUUCACUGAUAUUGACGUGUGUCGUGUGAUUAACACCUCGGCCCUCACCAUACAUAAGACCUGGCACGAAGCAGUGCACCAUGGGAGCUGGACGCGCCAUGCAGAACCUCUAAAGAACCGCUGCGGGGGCUGCAUGAACCACAAGAGCACUUUCCUACAGAACCCACAGUAUCUGUUUGAGGUCCCUAAGGAGGAGGAUGAGAUCCUGAUCUCUCUUCAGCAGAGAGACAUGAAGGUGCACAGAUCCAGAGGUCAAGGAGAAAACCUCACCGUCGGAUUCGCUCUCUUUAAGGUGGAGCGAAACAGGAAGUACCGCAUGCAUGACAUCAUCACCCAGCAGAACGACGCCACAUCCACCUACAUCAACGCUCGUUCUGUCUUCAUGAGGGUCACCCUGCCGAGGGGGCGCUACGUGGUUAUCCCUUCAAACUUCGAGCCUGGGCAUCUUGGAGAUUUCAUGCUGAGACUCUAUGCUGAUGAGGACUCUGAAUGCAGGGAGCUGACAGUAGACACGCCGCGGGUGCGCUGCUGGACCUCGUUGGUGGGCUAUCCUCAGAUGGUGUCCCAGAUCUACAUCCAUGGGGCCGAGGGCCUGCAGAACCAGGACAGCAACGGAGGUGCCGACCCCUAUGUGAUAAUAUCCUGUGAGCGGUCCUCGGUCCGUUCUAACAUCCAGAAAGACACUCUAGCACCGCUGUUUGACACCAGAGCCAUCUUCUACCGACGGAACCCACGCAAGCCCAUCACUGUGGAGGUGUGGAACAGUAACUCUGUCAAAGACCAGUUCAUGGGUCAAGUGGUCCUCACUGCUGACCUGAACGACCGAUCAGAGCCUCAGAAGCUGCAGCUGCGGAAGCGAGGCAGCCAGGCGGCCGACGAGAUGCCCGGCACCAUCGCCCUGAGGGUGGUCUCCGCCCGCGACCUCACCGCCAUGUGAACACCGCCACCAGAUUGGCUGACGGCUGGUCGACUGAGAGCUUGUCAUUAGAGCUGCUCAUUUCUGCUUCCUGGAGCUGCCGCAACACAUGAACGUUAGCCCUGUCCCGCUGCUAACUAGCUUGCCUGUCUGAAAGCUUGUUAAGUAUAGGAUUUGUUAGACUGAUACAGAAUUAUUUCAGAGAAUAGCCAUAUUUACAUCAAUAUAUUCACAAACACUUUGAAGCUCAGGUAAUCAUGAGACAAGUUUACAUUUAAACCGAUAUUUUGUAUGUACCACAAGGACAGUACACCUUACAAUGUGCAGUUUACAGUUUUUUUCCAAGCCAAGGAAGUUCAGUUUUCUCUGCCCGCAGUUUGUACGUGACCACAGUGCCGUCUCAGAACACCUUGAACAAAGAUGAAUAAAACAUUUGCCAAAUUACA